UCCUUCUUUAGAAAUGGAGACUUCUGAAUCGUGACAUCAGCCACCAACAAACCGAUUCUUCACUGGCCGGUCGCAUUAUCCCACUGAAACGCCAUCCGAAUCUUUAAGGUUGCAGCAAUCCGUCAGCGUUAUCUUGACCGCUAAAGUCCCUGUCUAGGCAGCAGCCCUUUUCAAAUUGCUCGUCGUGCAAGAAGGGAGGAAUAGAUGAAAGUAAUCCACCCCCGUGGAUGUCCAGAGGGGGAGUGAGUAGGAUCGUUCAAAGCUUAGUGCACUGGCUAUCCACCUGCGCAGUCGAUCGUGCACGGGUAACAACGGAACAUGCAAUGUAAGGUUAAUUACUGCGUGCAGCAGUCCUGACCACUCACGUUGGCCUCUGCCCACUGUCCGUCCCCUCUCGCUACCGUGAUAUGAGAUGCCUCUAAACUCAUUCCUGGCCCUUUCUUACAGCACCAAUGACGCUCUGGAAAAGGAGAGAAGGAUGGGAUGGGGAAACCAACUAGCGGUCGUGGCCGCCGUGCUGGAGACAGUGAUUUCACGUCGAAUUUCCCCUCCGCACGCGCCCGUCCAAUCGACUCCGUCCGAGUCUGUCCGGAGGAAAGCGACGGGCUCGGGCUGAAUUCGGCUGUGGUUGGCGUGCUGGAGAGACGACCGGGGGUGGUUUGAAGCUGAUUUAGUGUGGUUUUUUAGGGUCGUCACUGAACAGUUGAGGGGAACACAGCCAAUCGAGGCACGAAUUCCCUUUCCCUAGUUGGGAGACCGGUCAUCAUCGACCAGAGAGGCAUGGAUAGAUUGAUGCGUUGAGAUCGCUCGUGCUGACGGUUGCACAAGACCCGGGAGUUGGGGGCCAUAUCACAUUCCGGCCGGAGAAGUCGAAAUCGAUCAGCACGGAAUUAUUUGCCUUUUUGCCAAAUGUGUAAUUG
Molecule: messenger RNA, 920 nt
Organism: Aspergillus neoniger CBS 115656
Lineage: Eukaryota; Fungi; Ascomycota; Eurotiomycetes; Eurotiales; Aspergillaceae
Exons: 1
Coding region: 413-616 (67 amino acids)
Source: RefSeq, a predicted model, not a curated record